UAUCGUUACGCAGAGCAAUCUUAAACAAUACGCCCUGUCAUAUCGUAUCAUCUUAACCCUCCACUUCGAAAGUGAAGCGUUAAACGUGAUUUGAACGACACAAUGGUCGACACUGAAAGAGAACGGAUGUUCAUGGAAUAUAACGAAAUUCUGGACAACCUGAAGACGAUGUUCCUGGAAAAGUGGAAGGUGAAAAAGGACGAUAAGGGGAAGUCGGAUGACUUUCAGCAUUACCGAACUGUCGGCACCGGUGCCUUCGGCCGCGUUAUACUCGUAAAGCACAAGUCAACGAACACGUACUAUGCCAUGAAGAUUCUCGAAAAAGCAAAACUGGUGAAGACAAAACAAGUGGAUCACACACGUGACGAAAAACGGAUCCUGCAGUCCAUCAAUUUUCCCUUUUUGGUCUUCAUGGAGUUCAGCUUCAAGGCAAGGGUUGAGAAUCGAAGUAGCAAUGACAAUUCGUAUGUGUACAUGGUGAUGCCGUUCGCACAGGGUGGCGAGAUGUUCACCCAUCUCAGGCGUAUGGGGAAGUUUAAUGAAUCGCUAGCGAAGUUUUAUGCCGCCCAAGUAGCCUUAGCCUUGGAAUAUCUGCACCACUGCAGCUUGAUCUACCGAGACUUGAAGCCGGAGAAUAUCCUGAUACAAAACUCCGGCUACAUCAGGAUGACCGACUUUGGUUUCUGCAAAAUGGUGGACACUCGCACAUGGACAUUGUGCGGCACACCGGAAUACCUAGCGCCGGAAGUAAUUUUAUCAAAGGGUUACGGUAAGGCCGUCGACUGGUGGAGCUUUGGUGUGCUGAUCUACGAGAUGAACGCAGGAUAUCCUCCUUUCUAUGCGCACGACCCUAUGAAGAUCUACGAGAAGAUCAUUUCUGGUAAAUACAAGUUCGCGCAUCAUUUCGGAGAAGAGUUGAGGGAUAUACUGAAGCAUAUUUUGCAAGUGGAUCUGACGAGAAGAUACGGCAAUUUGAAAGAAGGUAGUAUGGACAUCAAGAGGCACCGCUGGUUUAAAUCUAUUGACUGGAUCGAGAUCUAUCAUCAGAAAGUACAGCCGAGUUUUAUUCCCCAUUGUAGUAACAGCGGUGAUACUGCCAAUUUCGAUCUUUUCGAUGAAGUACCUCUCAAGAUUUCGUCGUUUGAUCAGUAUAGUAAGGAAUUCGCAAAUUUUUAA
This is a messenger RNA of Trachymyrmex septentrionalis, 1176 nucleotides long. Its product is annotated as cAMP-dependent protein kinase catalytic subunit beta-like. Gene Ontology annotation, biological process: peptidyl-serine phosphorylation. Gene Ontology annotation, cellular component: nucleus; cAMP-dependent protein kinase complex. The record is from RefSeq and is a predicted model, not a curated record. Bases 103 to 1176 code for a protein of 357 amino acids. The transcript is spliced from 2 exons. NCBI's taxonomy places the organism in Eukaryota, Metazoa, Arthropoda, Insecta, Hymenoptera, Formicidae. Gene Ontology annotation, molecular function: cAMP-dependent protein kinase activity; ATP binding.